GGCCCUGGUUACUCUUGCGAUCUCUGCCUUGAACUUCUUCUGGAAACACCAUGUGAUGAUCUUGAAGUGACGAUAAAGAUUUUCUGGGACAUGUGGGGGUAAGACAAAGACUGACAUCAUGUGUCUAUAGUCUCUAGAAAUAUUGACAAUAUCUCCUACUGAGAAGAAGGCAGAAGCCAGCACGCCAGAUAAGUAGGAAUGGGGGAGGCCUUUUGUGACUCCAGCCACAUCUGUGCACCAAGCAAAGAACAUAUAAAGAGAAGGUUGGCUGAGCUCUCAGUGAAGGCCCCUCCUGGCGAGAUGAAGUCCAUCUUCUUCAGCCUUUCUCUGCUCCUCCUUCUGGAGAGGGAAGCAGCUGGGAUAGAAAUCUAUGGUGGGAGAAAAGGACACUUUCUAGUAAAAUCGCCCCCAGUUGUAUUUAUCCAAAAAGGCCAUUUCCACUACGGGCCCAGAGGAGCCCAGGAAGAUGAACCUGAAGGAGCCAUUGUUGUGCAAACUAAACACCAUGUAUAUGGCCAAGAUGCUGCUGAGGCUGACCUGGGAGAGAUUCAGAGUUCACAGCAACGGACAGGUUUAAACGAAGACAUAGUUUGUGAUGAAGAAGACGAGAUUAGCCAACAAAAAUCCCAGCUCAAAUCCCAGUCACAAAUAAAAUCCCAAACCCAACUAAAAUCCAGUGGAGCCCAACUGAAGUCCCAGACAGGCCAGCUAAAGACCCUAGGCCAGGUGAAAUCACAAAUCAAGCUGAAACCCCACAGAGCCCCUCUGAAAUCCUACCAGGCAGCACUAACUCUCCAAGAAGGACUUCCUCAACAAAUCAAGGGCAAAGACUACGCCCUGAAGGAAGAUCUGGCCCAAGUGCGUCAACAGCAUAAAAAGGUUCACAGGCUCCAAAGAAAGCUUGGCCAGGCCAGGAAAACGGCAGCAUUCUUUCCAUAUUUUAGACAUGACUCCCAAGACAAUGAUGAUGAUGGGUAUUUUGUGCAGUUUCAAGAACAACUACAGGGUGGAAUUCGUCACAUAAAAUCUUUCCACCAAAGUCACGGGGCCUGCUACUGUCCAAAAGGAAGGCUAACCCUAUAUCAAGAUGCCUUCACAGAAUAA
Messenger RNA from Peromyscus eremicus (cactus mouse), 1104 nucleotides. Its product is annotated as seminal vesicle secretory protein 3A-like. Gene Ontology annotation, biological process: sperm capacitation. NCBI's taxonomy places the organism in Eukaryota, Metazoa, Chordata, Mammalia, Rodentia, Cricetidae. The record is from RefSeq and is a predicted model, not a curated record. The coding region runs from base 199 to 1104 and encodes 301 amino acids. The transcript is spliced from 2 exons. Gene Ontology annotation, cellular component: extracellular exosome.